AUGGAAGCAGUCAGUGGAGCAAGGCAAGGCAGCCCGCCGAGCGCAUCAUCCGCCACAGAGCGUAGUAAGCCUUUUGACGAAAAACUGGUUGCAGAAGUGUCGUCCGACGACUUUUGCCGAAUAUGUUUGCUAAAAUCCUCCCAGCUCAAACCCCUGAUGGAACGUGUGGAUGGGGUUAUGAUACCGGAAAUGCUGUACAAGCUGUGCGGUCGCCAGAUUGAGGUCCAGGAAGGUUACCCGCGCAGCAUCUGUGAACGGUGCUUCUGCAAGCUAGAUUGUGCGUUCCGGUUUCUGAGCGAGUUUCAAAAGCAGGACGAACGUUUGCGCAGCUUUUACUGGAGCGGUUCCGUAUCGGAAAGGCUGUAUGAGUAUCAGACGGAGGGUAAUGCAACUGCUCGCAAGCGAAUGGAUGAGCUGACCAACCGGCACAAGCAUCUUUUCACACAACCCGCAAAGGAGAUGUGCCACAAGGAGACCAACACGGUGAAACCGCGACAGCCCAAAAUGGUGGAUGCUGGUACGGUUACGGAUAAGGAGAUGCUUAAUCUUCAACUUGUGAAAACGGAAGAAGAGUCGGAAAAUGAUAUGUUGCUGGAACAUUACGUUAUGGAGGAUGACAACGAGGUAACGUACCUCGACUACAACAGCAUGGAUAGCGAUGGAUCAACGCUGAAGGACGAGCAGAUGGUGGAGAUGAAGAUAGAUGUGAUCCAGUCGGCGGACGAAGCAGAAUCGUACAGCGAUGAAAAGCCUACUAGGUCGAAAGUUUCCAAAGUCGCACGGAGUCAGCCGCAACCUGAGCGGCGCAAAAUGACGCGGGUUAAGUUAGCUUCAUUCGAUACGAUUGAUGAAAGCAUGCAGACUGAUACAGAUGAUCAGACAUCGGAACAGUUAAUAUAUUACGAGGACAGUGCGACCGAGGUGGAGGAAGAGGAGGAAGUGUUCGAUCCUCUCCACUGUUACAUUUGCGACGCAAACGAACAAUCGGAAGAGCUGCUGGAGAAUCAUCUCGAUCUGCACAGCACGAUGCUCCCGUACGAGUGUAAGUCAUGCGUUGCGCACAAUUUGACAGGGCGUACGAUCAAAACGGUUUCCUCGCUGCACAACCACUUUCGCUCGCACCAUUACCCCUACUGGUGCGACAUCUGUGGCAAGCGGUUCCUGCGCAAAGUGCAGCUAUCAAAGCACAAGGAAAACCACACCAACAGUGUGUUCGUGUGUGACGAAUGUGGCCGUGGAUUUACACAUAAAAAAACGUGGCAAAAUCAUCUCAAGCGCCAUAAAGCGCUUCGGGCGGAGAUCUAUAAAUGCACCACGUGCAGUAAGGUGUUUGGCAGCAAGGCACGAUUGGAACGGCACGUGCGCCUGCAUACGGGCGAUCGGCCAUAUCAGUGUAAAAUGUGCAACAAAUCGUUCGCCUUCCUGAACCAGUUCCAGACCCACAUGAAGCUGCACACGGGCGAGAAACCGUUCCAGUGCGAAAUCUGUGGUCGCAGCUUCCGGCGCGGGUUUAGCUACAAGGAGCAUAUGGAGAUGCACACGUCCGAAGCGAACUACAACUGUCCGACGUGUAACAAAAGCUUCAAGCGGCCCCGGUAUCUGCAGGCGCACAUGCUUACGCACACGGCGGAGCGUAAGUUUUCGUGUGAGAUGUGUGGUAACAGCUACAAGACGAAUGGGGAGCUGAAGAAGCACAACAAAAACAAGCACGGGCUCGACAUUUUGGAGCAGGAUGUGGUCAUCGAAACAGAGGAACAAUCGUUCAUUGUGGAGUACGUAAACUAA
Messenger RNA from Anopheles marshallii, 1785 nucleotides. RefSeq names its product zinc finger protein 2-like. Gene Ontology annotation, molecular function: DNA-binding transcription factor activity; zinc ion binding; RNA polymerase II cis-regulatory region sequence-specific DNA binding. The record is from RefSeq and is a predicted model, not a curated record. The coding region runs from base 1 to 1785 and encodes 594 amino acids. Lineage: Eukaryota; Metazoa; Arthropoda; Insecta; Diptera; Culicidae. Gene Ontology annotation, biological process: regulation of transcription by RNA polymerase II. Gene Ontology annotation, cellular component: nucleus. The transcript is spliced from 3 exons.